AUGUCUACUACAGAUUUAGAGAGUUCGCUUAAAGAAAACGAAGAGUCUUUAAAAGAAAUCAGUGAGCUCUUACUUCUUAGUCCAGAAGAACCUGAACUAAAGAACCUUGCUAUAGAAUUGGAGAACUUGAUAAAGUUACAACAGGAUCAAAUAUUACAAGCGAAAAAAAAAGAGUUGCUCUCGAGAUUUGGUUUAUCUGAAGAAAAGAAUGGUGAAAGUGGAAAAACGGCGGAAGACGCUGAUAUGAUAGCACAAAACAAUUUAAUUAUUAAUAAUGAAGACAUGGAAAUCGUACAACCGGGUAAUAAAUGUUGCAUUCCAUGGACCCAUCCAGACUAUGAGAAAGUGUACUUUCUACCAGGAUUAAUACAUAGUAUCAAUGCUGAGAAGCAAACUUGUGAAGUAUUGAUUUUAACCCCAAUUACCCAAUCAAUUCGCAUUUGUGAAAAAUAUAUUUCCUCCCAAUGUAAAACGACACCUUGUCCAUAUAAUUGUUCUCAUGGAGAGGAGAUAUCAUUUGAACUUGUAACACCUUAUGAACUUUUAAAUAUUGGGAAUAUGGAUGCUUAUCAAGUUGGCCGAUAUUUUUGGGCUAAAUAUAAAGAUGAUGAAGUUUGGUACAUGGCUAAACUCAUAAGUAUUGAAACAGGUGGUAAAGGAUUUAGAAUAAUUUACAAGGGUUAUGAGAAUGAGCAUCCGAAUGGUUUUGUGGUUUCCCAUGAUGAAAUUAUACCUGUCGUUGGACUCGAGAACGAACACGAUGAAUCUGACGAGGAGAGUUCUUUCAGCGAAUAUUCCGAUGAAUGUGCUAGCUUAAGUGAAAAUGAUUCUUCUUCAUUAAAGAUAGGACUGGGUACUUUUAACGAUGAUGAUGAUUCCUCCAAUGAUCAAAACGAUACUCAGAUUCAAUUUGCUGAGUGGGAAAAGCAUACAAGAGGCGUCGCUUCUCGGAUGAUGGCAAAAAUGGGAUAUAAAAUGGGCGAAGGUUUGGGAAAGAACAGCGAAGGUAUUACGAAUCCGAUUGAAGUAAAACUCUUUACUAAAGGAGUUUCAUUGGACUUUAUUGAUAAGAAGGGAAAAGCUGAUCAGACAGGUCCUCAUCGUCGACGACGCCGUCGUCAUAAGUCGGAAGGAUCAAAAAUUGUUAAUUCAGGAACACAUAUUUCACAUGGGAGAAUCAAAGAUAGAAUUGAGUAUUCUAAUUUGUCGAGCACGAACGAUAAUAAUUCGGAUCCUCAACAAACAGUUUUUGAUUUUUUGAAUGUUUCACUGAAUAAAGGCAAACAUCGUGACAACAGUAAUAUGACCGGAGUUGGUAAUAUAUCGACAUCUUCACUACAAAGCAAUACGUCAGCUGGAUCAUCGUCAAACAAUAGUAGUACUGAUCGUUCUCAUAAAUUUUCAUCUGAAGCUAGUCAAUUACAACUUUAUCAACUUCAAAAUCAACUUAAUCAAAAAUCUCAGGAACUUCAAAAAGCAAAGGAAUCAUUCAAAAGAAAUGAAAAGAAAGAUCCUACUAUGGCUAAUCAUUUUAGAGAAAAAAUAAAUGAAAUCGAAACAACCUAUCAGUUAUUAAAAAGAAAAGAACAAGAAAUUCAACGUGGUCUUGAUAGGGCUAAAGGUCGUAAAAAAAUGACUAUAUUUUAG
This is a messenger RNA of Funneliformis mosseae, 1647 nucleotides long. The record is from the annotation of a GenBank genome assembly. Lineage: Eukaryota; Fungi; Glomeromycota; Glomeromycetes; Glomerales; Glomeraceae.